Dreissena polymorpha is the source of this 3466-nucleotide messenger RNA. Its product is annotated as gastrula zinc finger protein XlCGF7.1-like. Lineage: Eukaryota; Metazoa; Mollusca; Bivalvia; Myida; Dreissenidae. Gene Ontology annotation, cellular component: nucleus. Bases 1 to 603 code for a protein of 200 amino acids. The transcript is spliced from 6 exons. Gene Ontology annotation, molecular function: RNA polymerase II cis-regulatory region sequence-specific DNA binding; DNA-binding transcription factor activity, RNA polymerase II-specific. The record is from RefSeq and is a predicted model, not a curated record. Gene Ontology annotation, biological process: regulation of transcription by RNA polymerase II.
AUGGCAUCAACCUGGCAGCAGGGAGGAAAGAAGAUUGUCUGCCAGUUCUGUGGUCGGUCCUUCCCGUUCCAGUCCAACCUCGAGUCCCAUGUGAGGACCCACACGGGGGAGAAACCGUAUCAGUGCGCCCUCUGUGACAAGUGCUUCAGUCGUCGUAGCAACAUGCGCAGUCACAUGGUCACCGUGCACAGGCUCGCCUUUGGGGCACCUGUGGUUACAAGCACGUAUGCGUGCACAAAGAACGUAUGCCAGUUUUGUGGGAAGGCGUUUGCAUACAAGUACAACCUCGAGUUACACGUGCGAAUUCACACGGGUGAGAAACCUUACCAGUGCACUGUGUGCCAGAAACGCUUCAACCAGAAAGGCAGCAUGAGAAGUCACAUGGUCACUGUGCAUGGGGGCAAGAAUGGUUGUCAAUUCUGCCACAAAACGUUCAAGAACAAGAAGGAUCUGGGGCGUCACGUGCGCAUCCACACAGGGGAAAAACCUUACGAGUGUCGAAUAUGCGGGAAACGGUUCACGCAGAACGGGAACCGGAAAUCUCACAUGGUCAAUGUGCACGCAGACCAGCUGAGACUGGAUCUGCCUAAUCUUGAGAAAUAGCCAGGCUUGUACUGGAUAACACUGCUCUCAUGUCAGAGUGGAAGCACACGUGUAGCCAGUGUGGAAAGGUGUUUCGGACCCCUUUCCUGUUGAGGGGCCACAUGAGGAUCCACACAGGGGAGAGACCCUACCAGUGCCCCGUGUGCAAGAAGGGCUUCACACAGAAAGGGAACUUCCAGUCUCACUAUGUCACUGUACAUCGUAAGAUGGACCUCCUGAACAUACAGCAGAUGUAGAUGAAUUGCUGUGUUGUUUUUGACAUGGUGUUGGCCUGGCCACUGAGAAGUCCCGGGUUUGAUCCCUACUGUAGGAGCGUUCUUCAUGUCUCCCUGAAGACACCAAGUACUGGUUCUACCCAGGAAACGGACUCAAAAGCAUUUCAAUAAGCCUUCCGUGAUGCAAUCGAGCUGAAAUAAAUAGGUUUAAACAAGUAGAUGAAUGUUAUAUGAAAGGUGGAGUGUGAAACCCAGACUUGACUAGUUUAAGCCUAUUUAUUUUAGCUUGAUUGCAUUGAAAGUACUACUACUUAUUUGAAACACCCUUAAGUCUGUUUCCUGGGAUUAAAACCAGUACUUGCUGUCUAUUGGGAAGAUAAAAAGAAUGGUCCCACUGUGGGGAUCGAAUCAGUGACAUCCCGAGCACUAGGCGACCAGACUUGAUUGUCAUGGUUAACUGACAUCAAAUGACUGUAAAAUGGGAUUUUACAGCUGUAGAAGAAUGUUGUGUAUUUUGUGGAAGCAAUAACAAAGAGUCUGUUUGAAAGGGUUAUAAACUUGCCUUUAAUGGACUUAAAUAUUCAGCAGAAGUCAAUGAUUAUCAUGUGACAGGUGGAGUUUUCAACAAAGACAUUAUUGCCAUGUUUAACUAACAGGAAAUCAGCCUUUGUGAAGUUACAUUAAUAAGAUAAGGUAAUGUAUUUUUUGGAGCAAGAAAAAAGAAUUUGUUGGAAAUGGUUUUGAACUUGCCAUUGCAAGACAUAAUAUAUACAGCAGUAGUUGAGUGUUGUGUGACUGCUUUAGACUUAGCGGUUGACGAUGUCAACUUGUGAUUGUUUAUUAUAAGAUGAACUUGGAGACACACUUAGCGAAGCCUCAUCAGUAAGAGCAUGUGGUCAUGCAAUAUUCUAAGAAAAAUUGCCUGGUUCAGAGUUCUUUACAUAGCAGAUUGUACACAAAUAUGAUCUUUUUAGACUGUUUAUAUACUUAUUUUGUUAGACGGAUUCUUAUUUUACAUUAUGUUUGAACAAAUAUAUCUGCUACAUUAAUAUUUUAGUAUAAACUUGAUGUAAAUCAUACUAGUAAAAAUUAAGGUAUUUAGAGAAGGAUAUGUUAACAAAUUUGACAGUUUUUUUUCUUUGUAGAAAGUGAUUUUAAUUAAUGCCUGCUGUUUUGUGGAUUAUGUUUAUUGUACAUUUAGCAUAUUUAUUAAUUUGCUUGUAGAACAUUUAAUAGAAUGUUCACUAUCUAACUUUGUACAGAAUACUCAUUUUUAUGCCCCCGAAGGAGGGCAUAUAGUGAUCGCACUGUCCGUCUGUCUGUCCGUCUGUUGGUCUGUCCAUUUGUCUGUCUGUCACACUUUGCGUUUAGGUUUCGAAAAAUGCUCAUAACUUCUAUGUCGCUUCAGAUGUAACCUUCAUAUUUGGUAUGCAUGUGUAUAUGGACUAGGCACACCAUACGCACACAAAUUUUGACCCCUUUGACCUAGACCUUGAACUAAGGGUCUGCAUUUAGGUUUUGAAAUCUGCGUUUAGGUUUCAAAAAGUGCUCACAACUUCUAUCAAAGCGUUUUCAGGGGCAUAUGUCAUCAUAAGGAGACAGCUCUUGUUCAUUUACCAAUCCUGGUCACAUGCUGACUGUGUAUUUGUCCAUAUUAGAUCACUAGCUUUUCAUAUUAGGUUAGUAUUUUGAUAGUAACAUUAAAUGAUGUCAUAGAAGUAAGAAAGACAACAUCAUAAACUACAGUAUUGGUAACUUGUGUGAUGUUAUUACUUAAUGCUGGAGAAAGAAUGGUACUUGGUAAGAUAAAUUCAUUAUACAGCUUCUUGCUGACCCAGCACAGCUUAACCCAAAUAUUUACUUACUGACCCCGUAUCAUAACAAAACGUCAGUCAGAAGCCAUGGAACUAAUACUUUAACCCAUAACCACUUAGAUACGUGUUUUGAAUGUUUGUAGUCCCUUAGAAAGUUAAAUUUAAUUGAAGAUUUUCCUUACCAGAUUAACGUUUCAAAGGCUUCUUUCCAACCCUUAGAUACAGAUAAGCAGCAAACAGUAUAAAACCUGAACAGACUGCGAGUUAGGGUGUUCUGGUUUUAUGCUGUUUGCACAUCAACAUUUUCACUUUGCCUCUGAGUGGGAAAGGGUUAACUCUUUGCAUGCUGGGAAAUUUGUCGUCUGCUAAAAUGUUGUCUGCUAAGUUUCUAAAAUUAGCAUUUUCUUCGAUUUUUUUUUCAAAAAAUACUAUCAGAAUAGCAAACAGUUUGGAUCCUGAUGAGACGCCACGUUCUGUGGCGUCUCAUCUGGAUCCAAACUGUUUGCAAAGGCCUUCAAAAUCUGGUUCCAGCCUUCAAAGUGUUAUUGAUCCAUUUUAAAUAUUGUAAGCCCCAAAGUUUUGUAAGUUAUUAUGAAAAUGUAUGCAAGUACAUAUAUUCACUUCUUAUUAUAAUUUAUGAUAUGUCUUUUGAAUUUGUCAAAUUCAGAUGGCAAACAUUGUUUCUGUUUUCUUAAUUUAUUAUUUUAUUGUUGUUAUGUAAUCCUAUUAAGUAUUUACAUAUUUUUUUUUUUAUUGGUGUGUUUGUGGUAAACUUCUACUGUUAUGAAGAACAUGUAGCUAUAAUGAAACAAGAAAAUAUAUUUAAACAAUUUA